AUGGUGGACAACCCCUUUGUCCAAGCGUGGCCUUCGCGCAGCGAUGGUUCAUACCGUGCAUCUCUUUCUUCGCAACGGCCGUCGAGGAAGCCUGCCGCCGCAUUCUCCGCUGGUCUACAGAAAGCAAGCGAUGCAUCCACCGCGCCUCCUGUCCACGUCGAUGUUGGAUCAGCGCCACUUCUACCCGAAUCAAAUGAAACAUUAAGCCCAUCAUGCAGCGAGACAAGCGCAGCCGAGGCUUCGCUACCAGAUAUUCUUGCCUCCCAAAGCAGCGAGCCAGCGAAGAACGCUGAAACGUUAUCACAAAAAGGUUCAAUAGAAGAUAAUGUACCUGUAUCAGCGACUGAUAAGGAAGAUAGCUCUUGGUUGAAGUGCAUGGAAAAGUUCGGCGGGUUCAGCAAGGCGUUGGGUAUAUCGCAAAUGGUUGGGGGAGUUUACGCACACUCGUACACGGAUUACUACGUGGUUCACUCUCACUCUGAGAACUGCCGUAUGGUAGACAUGCUAUUUUUCAACUGCAAUUGCCCUAAGGUCACGUUCCCCUGCUCGCAUAUCAUGGCCGCAGCGUUAUCAAACAACGAUCGCAGAUACGUGGGGAAAGUGGUGCUCAUCAAAAAGAUCGAACAGCAAGUCAUGAAGAUGCUACAUAAGUCGAAACGUAAAAAUUGCCCCGCCUCAAUUGUUAGCGCUAUUGCGGAAAACGUCAAAAAUCUUUGCACCGAUGCACAGGCGGAGAAAAUGCUCCUGGAGCUCCUAUUGGGCAUUGUGUUUCGGUUGAUACAGGUUGCCUAUGGAUUAAUGCCUUACAACGUCGACCUAAUGGGGAGAUCUAAGUCCAGAUAUUUGUAUCAGGUAGGUCACAGUCAUGCGAAGGAGCAUAUGGGCGCUUUUGAUCAGACCCCUAUGCCGUAUACGGUUCCAGAAAACAGCCAAGCUUUCCAGAAAUCGAACAACAGCGUUCCCGGCAUAAAUGUAGCUGCUAAUGAUGAAUGCCGCUGCGCUUGUGAGUCGAAUACACGCUUAGAGAUGUAUGCCAGACGAUUGGUUCGUCGAUUUCGUUUUCUCCUGGGCAGUAUCGCCCCGCUGCCAAAACCAUCUAACGAGCAGGAUGUGGGCGAUGCCGUUAAGAGCAUGAUGCCAGCAUUUCGUAGAAUGUUGGAAGAAGAUUAUGGAAUCGAUGUAACGUCAGAAAAGGAUCAAGAUGGCCUGGAGGAAACGAUUUCGCAUUACCUCGAAACUCACGACAGCGCUCAGGUCUCGCCAACUGUAGAUGGAUAUGCACUCGGGUAUGAUUACGCAGAGAGGCAGAAGCCUCCAGCGGAGACCGUAGAUGAUCCAAAGAGUGUGCAUAAGAUGCAGGAGCUGUACGACGAGAUCGCCGCAUCGCCCAUGAUGGCAGAUAUCCAUCGCGUCACCAAUUGGUCUAUGAGGCAUCAGAUAAAUCAUGGGACUUUAAAAGGCGUGUUGGAGAAUUGCUCACCGGAUGUUCUAGGUGACGUAACGUUCAUCACCCUAAAAAACGAUUCUGCCAUAAAAGUGCCUUCAACAAAGGGUUUUGCAUCUUCCUCUGAUAUCCUACAGAAAAUGAUCUCUGCGAUUCAUAAAAAUGAUUCGAGAUCCUUCGCUGCCCAUGGGCUGACUCUACUCGUUUCGGUAAAGAAGAUUUCUCUCCUACCUUCGAGGGAUAAACUCACCGAAGCCAUCAACCAGAUGCUUUCAUCGCAUUCUCCAGGUGAACCUGGGCCCUUAUUUUUGGCAAAAUGUAUUGAUUUGAUGCCAGACAUGUUGCUACUACCAUUCUGCACAGCUUAUUUCGAUAAUACGGAUGUUUUCAGCAAGAAGUGCAUGCGUCGUGUUGCGAUCCACAUGUGCGAGCUCAUUUUAAAAGGGGGAAUGAAUGGUUCGGUGUACGACAAGAUUAUCCUAAUGGGUUCCUUCUUCAAUAUCCCUGUCAGCGUGUAUUGGGAAGAGGCCAAAGCUAUUGUUGCAAGGAGAUAUAAGGGCUGGGAAGAAGCGUCCGGAUCUCAGAACGUGCAACAUGCUGAAGAUUCGAAGUCAUCGCAGCCGGAAAAUGAAUGCAGUCAUACGUCACUACCAAUCGCCGAGCCCACAGCAUUGCCAACGCCUGACCAUACAAAUGCAGUCGUCUCAUCAAAAAUUCAGCAAUCUAGUGCAGUAUCAGGCAUAUGCGCAGCGCCUAUGGCUGCCACUGCCAAGGGCUCAGAUCCUAAUGGUGAUCCCGAGGAUAAGCAAGAACUUCUCAAUGCGAACACUCCCGCUAACAGAAAUGUAGGGAAGCCGUGUAACAAUGCAGCAGACAACAAACAAAAUUCUGGGUAUAUCCCAUCCGAUCAUGUCGAUAAAUCGUCUUCAAUGAAGUUUUCACCGACACAGGAAGGAAGACACGGCGAUCCCGUUGUUGAAAAGACCCGUGACACAGCUAAUGACAGCAUUGAUACUGUGUGUGAACGGAAAAAGAGGCUACAUGAAGGUGAAGACGACUCAACUCCGCCAUCGCCGGAAAUCGUGGGAAAGUCGGGAGACACUUCUCCCGACGUAGUUAAUCUAUAUUGGCAACUCUGGGCACCAACAGAUCCCGAACUGCUAGCGCGUGGUGAAAAGUUGAUUAACGAUAUCCGGUACGAAGAAUUUGGUGUUAGCGUGAAUCCAAACCCCAGCGAUUCGGUAACACAACAAAAUCCAGAGACCGAAAAUCUUGCCACAGUGCUGCGUAAGCAGCGUCAGAGGAUUGCGCGCUCAAUUGGGCGGCUUAGUGAAGACCUUUAUAAUAGCCGAGUUCAUUUUCAGCAGGAGCUACUGCAAAACGCAGAUGACAAUGAUUAUGACGUGAAGUCACCCGAAGUUGCGUUUCUGUUUGAUAACGAAGGCAUCGUUGUUAUUAAUAACGAACGUGGUUUCAGCGAAAAAGACGUACGUUCCCUUUGUGAUGUAGGGGCCAGCAGUAAGAUUGACAGCAGUGAAAGCAAGGUGGGCAAAUUCGGUAGAGGAUUCAAAUCGGUAUUCUUAGUUACACAAUCGCCAUUCGUCUUUUCUAAUGGCUACCACUUCAUGUUCAACGCCAACCCCGAUAUGGUGAAUAAUACGGAGUUUAUCCUGCCUCAUUGGGUCUGUGUUGGAAACUACACCAACCCAUUUGGAUAUGUCAAAAACAGGCUUUCGACUCAGGGUGGAAACCUUUUCAGAGAGUUAGCUUCGCAAUUGGUGCAGAGGCACGGUGUCAUACCAAACACGCUGAUGUAUCUGCCGUUUAAGAAGGGGGACAUCGCUAAUGGGCGACACACUUGUUUUUCAGAUUUUCAGAAAAUUGACGCCUUGUAUCUUGCAUUCUUGAGAAAGCUUACGGCUAUAACGCUAGUAGACGGCACCGAAAGCACCGCUACACGUUUCAUAAAAAAAACGGUAUCGUAUAAAACCGCUACUGUUACAGUGAGCAGUAAAAGUAAGAGUAAGACAGCAGAUUCAUCCACCACUACGGUCCCGGGUGAUUCGGAGUAUGUGACUAAGAGUUGUUUUCAGGUUAUCACUAUAUCGAAGGAGGUCGGAAACUUAUUUGAUGGUGCCUCUACCGUGGAAGAUUUAUGCGUGUUCCUGUUCACAUACAAUUUCCAACUUGAUAGCACUGAACGGAUUGCUGUGGGUUUGUCCGAAGAGGUGAACGAGGAUUAUGCUGUCACGGUCGGCGUCCCAGUUCUGCCAAAUGUCGUUGGAGGUAAAACAUACAGCGUUUGCAAUGGGCUUCCUGUGGCUGAUUAUGGUCUGCCAUUUCUGAUUGACGCAAAUUUUGUCGUAUCUGCAAGCAGAGGGACAAUCAUCAGCGAUGAUCCAUGGAAUAGCAUAUUGGCGGAGCAUGCCGGUCUCGCAUUCGCUUUGAUGAUUUUUGUAAUAUCCAAAGCUUACCGGAACGAGGCGAAUUUAUACCGUAAUGUUAUAUACGCGAUACCGGGAAAAGACGCGGGCACAGGUGUUUUCGAAAAAUGUUGCGCUCGGGCGCAGGAAGUACUGAAGCAGGCGCGUUGGGUAGCUGUUGACGGUGAAUCAAAUGUGACUGUCCUUCCUUCGCAGGCCAUAAUUCCGCCAGAUGACACUUGCCUCGUGUCCAAAAAGGAUACGCCGGAAAUACUGCGUGCGGUGUUUCAUUCGGAACUACUCAAGGAUUACUGUGAUAUGUAUUAUGCCGCCGAGGAAUUUCAUGAUCCGUACCUGCGUGGUGCAAUGUUGAAUGUCGGAAUAAGUGAGAUGAACGUUGCCUUUAUAUGCCAACUCCUGAAAGGACUGCGUACAAAAAUCGAUAUCUCCCUUCCAUUGUCAUCGCAGCCGCAGCUGGCGCAGCAGUUCUUUGGCAACAUGGGGGUGGUGUUGUGCCUGCUGGAGCGCAUGGCGCUUCCUAGUGAUAUGGAUGAUAUUCGUAAAGAGUUGCUCUUGGUUGAUUCUCAGGGGAUGCUCAUCUCUGUCGACGAUUCCACCGUAUUUGUUCGUAGCGGCAAGCAUACAUGCAUGAACGACAUUCACAAGGUUAUAUCACCAUCCCUGUUCGACAAUUGCUGGGAAAUAGAGGGGUAUGAGCAUCGUGUGGCCGGCAUAUUGGAACUUCUGGGUUGCGUGGAAUUAACAGACAAGAAUUUGUUGUCCAGACAAAUCACCACCAAAGUUCGCAAGAUGCUUGAUGCAAAAGAUCGUCUUGGUCCUGACGAAAUUUUGGAGGACAGCAGAGAUGUGUUGCACCUUUUGGCUCUGAAUUGCGGAAAGCUCUCAUUGUUGGGCCCUAAGGAUAUAGAGGUGAUCAGAUCGAUGCCAGUAGUUCUUAGCACCGGCAAGAUAACCCAUCUUGGUGAUCCCUUUAUCCGCUUUUGUCCCAACCACAGAAGCGCCUGCAAAAUUAUGUCCGCAAAUGAUGAUCUCGCUAAACAUUACAGCAAUAUCCGAACCUUUGCCACUCGGACGGAUCUGCACCACAUUUUCCUCAGUGAUGAUUAUCUUGCAGGUAUUGCCAAACACAGCGAAUCUUCGGAAGCUGGCUUUACUUUCCAGGAUUUUGUUGACACGCUGGCAUACAUUGGUGUAUUCAGUUUCAUCACAUACGCUCCACUGGAUCUGUCGGUCGAUGCUUCCGGUAAAUAUGAAUUGCCCAUGCUUCCCGACGACAUAAAGACAGCAGUUUGGCACCGUACCAAGCAGCUUGAUUCUGAUUUGAGACGAUCGCAUCUGCUUGGCAUUCAUAAGGUGGUGAAAGAUUGGUAUAGCCCAGACUUCGCUAGCGUUGUGGAUGCCGUGCGUAAACUAUAUGGGAGUGACCCAAGUAAUGCACGUGGUGGGGACCCAAGUAAACAUAAAAGAGACGAUUCGGCAUUGCGACUUCAGUGGACGUCUGCACACCAUGUUUCCACAUUAUUGUACCACAUUAUGAACAAGGAGCUUGAACUUCACCCUAAAUAUUACCUGGCUACAUUGCAAUUUGGUGGUCGGCAGCAACCCCUCGGUCAUUCACUGCUGUACUACCAGUUGCGCCAUAUCCCGUGGCUUCCGUACAAAGAAUGUGUCUACAAACAUGGCAGUAAGUCACGACCUGUUGGCACUUGGCAAGCAGUGCCACCCAUUGCCUUAGAAAACGACAUCGGGUAUCCCUGCACUCUGUUUUUAAGUCUUGAUGAACAAGUUAGAAACGAACUUCUGCUGCCAAAGGAAUCAUACGACUUGUUGGAAAUACUGAAUUUCAUAUCUGCAAAAUGUGGCCAGGCCAAUUUGGAGACUCCAAGUCGCAUUUCAACUCAGACAGGCACAAACCAGGGGCUACAACAUUGGGGAGACCCCUCCACACUGGAGCGUUUGAAUCAUUCGUUUUCACAGCGAUUUUUCGAUAGUAUUCUUUUAAAUCAACCUGCGGUUCUGAGGAGAAUACUCGCUUGUAUAUACAUCGAAGUGUAUCGGGAGAUGCAAAAGGAUAGCUUAUUUGCCGUUCGAGCACGUACCAUGUUUUGGUGCAGAGAGUUGAUAGUAUCUUUUGGUCCAUGUGUCAACUCAUUGCGCUCGCCUCAGAAGCCAGUAGUAUGCACUGCGCAGGAUCCGAGGUUGGUAGUAUUCAAAUCUAUGACCGGCUGUGAAGUUCUCACGCCACUCGCAGAUGACUAUGCAGAGUUCCCAUUAUUGGGGGUCUUUUGGUACAACCUGGGAAUCAAAGAAUUCAUGUCGGCCGCAGAAACGCUGCGCAUCCUAGGUAAUAUCACAGAAGAAAAUGCCUUAGAAAACUUGGAAAUUGUUUACAUGUGCAUAAUACAUCUUUAUAACGUAUUGGAUGAGGAGGAGUUUACGGAAGCCCUUUGGGAACGUAAAUGCAUACCUGUGACGUGCGAAUAUGAUGACAUGUUCAUUCCGGGUCAAGAUGAUAAUCGGCGUACCACCAAGAUGGAUAGGCUUGUGGCGCCUGCCAGUGGUAUAGUUGUCGCACGUGAUCCGGAUUCUGUGGAUCUGCUUCAAAAUUUCUCGCUGGGUCCACAAUUAGGCAUAUGGGUUGCCGGUAAGCCCCUCAUCGGACCUCUGGAUGCCUACAUGAUCCGGUACUUUCAGGCAUAUCCCCCUGGCACAGACGUCAGAAUAACUGGCAUAUGGGUAGACAUAUUGGAUACAUUGGAAGCAACAGAGUUUAAGGAAUACUGUUGGAUGGAGCCGGUAGUUGGGGCUGAGGCGGAACAAUGUCCGUGGCCUAUGGGUGUCUACGUAUUAGUAGCGCUGCUGCCUUAUGUGCAUUACUACCUGAAACAUCGCAUGAAAGAUCAGUACAGCCUGUGCUGUAAACGUUUCCCCCAAAUUCUUAGUCGAAUAUCCAUCGUCAUCACAACAGGCGAACUUCUGAUGGAGUAUCGGUACCGCAAGGGUGGGGUGUCUGCCACGGGCACACGUGUGUCGGACGACUCAUUCAUUCAUUGCGAUUCCGCAGGUACCAUAAAGAUAUAUGCAGUCCUAAGCGCCAUGCCUAAACGUUUCAACAGCACGGCGGAUGUUAUAUCUAGUGCACAAGAAGCCACGAAAUUAGGGUAUCUUAAAGGUUUACCCGAGUCGUUUUUUGUCAACCUCGCAAAGUCCCUCCUCUCCGAUCCCACAACUCCUCCAAUGGAUUUGAACAGCAGAUUUGUGGGGACGACCGAACAAGAGACGUUGUUAGGAGAAUUUAUGUCCGCCAUUUAUGAAAUGAUAAUGACGCAGCCCAAGAAUGCGGUAGAUACUUUCAUGAAACGUUACAGCACUGGACCAUCGGGAAGGUGCUUAUGUUCUGAGUAUGUGUUCCCAUCUCUAUAUCAGCUGCCUGGCAACAGUAGCGCUAUUGCGCCUGGACGUAAUACCUCUAGCGGAGAUGUGUGUGCUAAAGCGGCUUCAGACGCCAAUGUAGAUACUACAAUGAAGAAAUCGGAAGUAGUAAAUCAAACUGCGGCUAAAGGAACGUCGGGUGGAGUUCCUGCGAAAAAUCUGCCUUACUUAGAGGGGCACGGUUCGCACCUAGAUAGUGGAGAGGUAUGCUUGGGAAAUGUCAUGGAUCCGUUUGUUUAUAUUUUACUGUACGGUUCACCCAUAGGUCAAUCUGCGAUCGAAAGCACAUCUAGUAGCAAUGAGUCUUGUGAUGUUGAGAGCAUUGCGAGUUCUCCGUCGACAUCGGCAAACGUUGAACUACCAGAUGCUGACCACCAGGGCGUGUCCAGGUCGUCGGAACCUGUCAACGGUGACAGCUCUAGUUCUUCUGAAUCUACGCCCGCACAUGUGGAUGUUGUAGACAAGUCGGUACAAUCCGAUUCUGCUGGAAUAGAGGCCACGCCAUCGGAUAAUACUGCAGAUGAUUUGACCCAUUUGUUACGUUCAGCGAUAUGUCCCCCUCACGCAGAACCUAGAGAUGAAAAGAGGGAUGAUGGAGACGCAGUAAAGAGCCUCCCUCCGACUAGUAGGCAUGAAGAUGUUACUUUAAAUCCAGCACCUGAGUCGGUGCGUUCGCCAUUACAAGUAGAGGAAGAUGUCGCGAGCAUUUCACAACAGGAUGCAAUCAAUGACCAUGGAGCUCAGGUGCAGCUCUAUCAUGGACGAUCCACAUCUUGUAAGGAUGUACACAAACAUUUGGCUUAUAUGUUGGUGCUGUCUGACGAAUUGAGGAGCGCAGUUGGCAGCGUUUCCUUAUAUGAGCACAUCCCCUCUUCAAAGUACGUCAAACCAACCAAGAUGAACCGGCAGCUUGCAGACCGCACGUCGCGCAAGAAUGUAGCGGAUAGUCAGCGUAGCUAUGCAGUUGGCUAUUUGGGAGAGGAAUAUGUCUUCGAACUUCUGCAGGCAUUGUUAAAAUCCGAAUUGGAUAGCAAAAAGGUUGCGAUAAGUUGGUAUAACAAGACAGCGGAGAGCGGGCUUGCGUACGAUUUAACCAUUCAUAACACGGAAGGCGAGGAAGUAUUCAUAGAGGUCAAAAGCAGCUCGUCUUCAGAUAGGAACUACUUCCCAGUAAGCUACAAUGAAUGGUGUUUCGCGCAGCAGAAGGGUGCCAGAAUGGUCACAAUCAAGGGUGAUCACUUUCGCUUCGACACCAUCGCAAUACAGAGAGCAGGCGCUAGUCCCCCGAAGUAUGACACGUUUAGGGUGCCAGUGCCCCUUGAAACCGAGCUUGUUAUGCCGGAGGAAGGCGCCUUCAGCAGCACGACGGAAUCCUCAAUAGGACAAGCGGAGCCACAGACUCAUAAUGAUACCGAAAAGGUUUCAGUGGUACAGCCAGUGGUGAUGGAACAGGUCGCAGUGACUGUAAGGCCUGCUUUCAACGAUUUUAUCAGGGGCCACCUUCGAGAACUGGAGAAACGCAUGGACGUCCGUAUGAGUCUAACUCCGCGCGGAAACGAUCACUGCCUCAUUGCCAGCGGUAGCAGGGCAUCGGAAGCGAUAGUAGAGAUGCUCAAUAUGUGUAGAACAAGCCGGAUAUACAACUACUAUCUCUGCCUCCCUGUUCGGGGCGCUGAUUUUCAGCGUGUAUUUAGCCAAUUCAAGCAAGAAGCAAAAGAUAUUCUAGGCCAGGACUUAGCGUUCGAGCAGCGGCCGCAUGUGACUUUGGCGCUUUUGAAUCUAGUUACGGAUGAAGACGUGGACGCGGUCGUUAGGGCGUUGCAGGCCACGACGCUAGCCGUGUCAUCAUUGUCAACGGAUGCGGAUGGAGUACGAAAGCCGUACACAAUCGAACUGGCUGGUGUCAAACCUAUCGUAUACAAAGGGAGGGCCGCGCAACGUAGUGUCUUCAUGACCCACGCACGGCCAGAAGAUAAUCUCUCCGAUAUCGCAUCAGAGUUCCAAGAGUCCGUCAAACGGGCAGUGAACAGCAUAAUUACAACAUCAAAGAAACGAGUAGCGCAAGAGAUGGCUUCGAAAGCUAAAAGCACCAAUAACCCAGGCAGAUGGACUGAGGCAGAGGCUGCCGCACGGGGCAUAUACAUCACACCAGGCGGCAAUGUCGAGAUUACGUACGCCGACGUCGCCAUAGUCGACCCCCAUGGGGCGGUGACAGACGAGGAACUCAACGACAUGCUGGCGGAAUUGCGCAGCAAGUAUAUAGACCACGAGCCAGCUAAGCGAGGCAAGGGAAAGGGAAACCUUAGUGAUCAGAUCAAACAAAAGCACAGUGUGGACCCCUCUUCGAAAAGGCAAGGCAAUUCAUCCAAUGUGGUACCGCGCGACGCAAGCGAAACUACUGAAGAAAAUGUCGAUACCACUCAUCCCGCAACUGUCGGGGAAGUGGAUCAGGAUUUCCCCGAGUAUGAAACAUCGGUCAGUCACGAAUUCCACGUCACACUCCUACGGAACUCAAAAGUGGAGCGUCUCCAGAAACUAGGCUUUAAGACGCGGGGCGACGUGUGUUGUGUGGAGCUGCGGCCACGGGGUGGUGAGACGUGCAACUUCAAAGCCUACACUAAAACCCGGCUGGUGCAGUUUGUCGGAAACCGGUACGAUGGCAAGCCGUCUCAAAUUGAUGGCGCAAGCCAUAUAACCGGUUCGGCGCAGCCUGAGCUGCCGUCUGAUCUUCUGACCGAUCCCGGUGCAUCAGAGGGAGGCAGCACCGAGAGAUUCGUCUUUUGGAUAUGA
This is a messenger RNA of Babesia ovata, 10110 nucleotides long. RefSeq lists its product as uncharacterized. Lineage: Eukaryota; Apicomplexa; Aconoidasida; Piroplasmida; Babesiidae. Bases 1 to 10110 code for a protein of 3369 amino acids. The record is from RefSeq and is a predicted model, not a curated record. Gene Ontology annotation, molecular function: zinc ion binding. The transcript is spliced from 3 exons.